AUGGCCGAUCUCAAGACGGCAGCGCCUAGCAAGAAUGAGUUGGUCUACUCUUCCACAGCCGACGUCUCGUCAGACGACGACAUUCGACCAUCAGAGGGAAAGCGGACGUGGCGGUCGAUUUUCUGGUCAUCCCUCGACGUCUCCAAGGAAGAGGCGUACUUCUUGACCAAGCUCGACCUGACACUCAUCUCGGCAUCGGCUCUCGGCGUCAUGUGCCGCUACAUUGACCAAGUCAACAUUACCAACGCAUUCAACAGCGGCAUGAAAGAGGACCUCAACCUCUAUGGCAACCAGCUCAACUACGCCAACGCCAUCUGGAGCGCCGCCUACGUCUUUGGGCAGGUGCCGUCCAAUUUGCUGCUGACCCGCGUCAACGUGCCCCUCUACGUUGCCUUUCUCGAGUUCGCCUGGAGCGCCUUCACGUUUGCCCACGCCGGCGUCCACAACGUCAACCAGCUCUACUGCUUCCGCUUCUUCGUGGGCCUCUUCGAGGCCGGCCACUUCCCCGCCGUCAUGUACAUCGCCUCGAGCUACUACAAACCGCACGAACUGGCCCGCCGCAACUCGCUGAUCCAAGUGUUUACGUCCGUGGGCCCCCUCUUCUCCGGCUUCCUGAUGGCCGCCGUCUACACGGGCCUCGACGGCGUCAACGGCCUGGCCGGCUGGCGCUGGAUGUACAUUGUCUGCGGCGCCAUCUCGGUGCCCUGUGCGCUGUGGACGGCCGUGGCCAUGCCGCAGCUGCCGUCGCGGGCCAAGGCCAACUGGGUCUUUACCGAAAAGGAGGCCCAGCUGGCCCGGGCGCGCAUGCCGACCGAAAAGAAGCCGCUGACCGGCCUGUUCAAGUGGAAGGACAUUAAGCGGUGGCACCAGACAUGGCACGUGUAUCUGUUCCCUCUCUUCUUUACGUUCAUGUCCCAGCUGGGCCAGUCUGGCGCUUCCAUGAUCUUCUGGGUCAAGAGUUACAACGUCGCCGGCAAGCCUCUCCGGUUCUCCGUCGCCGAGAUCAACAUCAUUCCUCUGGGAAUCAACCUCCUCACCAUCUUCUUCACACUCAUCAGCUCGUGGGUCUCCGACAGCCUGCCCAAGUCCCAGCGCUGGCCCGGCAUGCUCUUUGCCAGCACCAUGGCCAUCAUCUUCCCCAUCGCCCUCGCGGCCACGCCAGUCCACCCGACGCACAUCGCCUCUCGCUGGGUCCUCUACUACUUGACGUCCCUCGCCGGCACCUCGGCCGCCAUCACCUGGACCUGGGUCAAUGAGGUCAACCGCGACGACCCGGAGAAGCGGGCAUACGUGUCCGCCUUGAUGAAUGCCUUCGCCUACAUCUUCACCGCCUGGGUCCCCAUCUUCACCUUUCCCACCAGCAAACAGCCGUACAUUGUCACGGGCAACUACAUCACCGCCGGUUUCGGCGCCUGUGCUGUCCUCACCACCUUGGCCAUGCGCUGGUUCCACAACCGUGAUGUCGCCCGCAAAGAGCAGGCGGACGCUGGUGUCGUUGAAGAUGUCGAGGCACCGGACACUAUCGUUGAGAAGUAUUAG
Sporothrix brasiliensis 5110 is the source of this 1539-nucleotide messenger RNA. RefSeq names its product major facilitator superfamily transporter. The transcript is spliced from 7 exons. Bases 1 to 1539 code for a protein of 512 amino acids. Lineage: Eukaryota; Fungi; Ascomycota; Sordariomycetes; Ophiostomatales; Ophiostomataceae. The record is from RefSeq and is a predicted model, not a curated record. Gene Ontology annotation, cellular component: membrane. Gene Ontology annotation, molecular function: transmembrane transporter activity. Gene Ontology annotation, biological process: transmembrane transport.